AUGAAUUUGAAGAGAGCCCUAAGUACGCUCACCAAAGUGAAGGUCAAAACUCCUAUUGUAGAACUGGAUGGAGAUGAAAUGACCCGCAUAAUCUGGGAUCGUAUCAAGUCGCGUUUGAUCUUACCAUACGUCGAUGUAGACUUGAAGUACUUCGACCUAAGCAUAACGUCUCGUGAUAAGACAGAUGAUAGAGUGACCCACGAUGCUGCAAAUGCCAUCAAACAGUAUGGCGUGGGGAUCAAAUGUGCGACAAUAACUCCUGAUGAGGCGCGAGUCGAAGAGUUUGGUCUUAAAAAGAUGUGGAAAUCGCCUAAUGGAACAAUCCGCAAUAUUCUCGGAGGAACAGUGUUUCGCGAACCCAUUGUGAUUCCCAGAAUUCCGCGUUUGGUGCCCGGGUGGGAGAAACCUAUUAUAAUUGGCAGACACGCUCAUGGGGAUCAAUACAAAGCCACUGAUUAUGUCGUACCUGAAGCGGGUAAGUUGGAACUUGUAUAUCGUCCGGCAGAUGGUUCGAGGCCGAAGACAAUGGAGGUGUACGAUUUCAAGGGUCCCGGUGUAGCACUUGCCAUGUACAACACAGAUGACUCCAUUCGCGGAUUUGCGCAUGCUUCUUUCAAGCUUGCCAUUUCGAAGAAAUUGAACCUCUUUCUGUCUACCAAGAACACCAUUUUAAAGAAAUACGAUGGCCGCUUCAAAGACAUUUUCCAAGAGGUGUACGAAAAGAAAUAUCGCCAACAGUUUGAAGAAAGCGGUAUCUACUACGAGCACAGACUCAUCGAUGAUAUGGUUGCACAGAUGGUCAAAUCAAAGGGUGGGUUCAUUAUGGCUCUCAAGAAUUACGAUGGAGAUGUCCAAUCUGACAUUGUAGCUCAGGGCUUUGGCUCUCUGGGGCUUAUGACUUCAGUGUUGGUCACUCCUGAUGGGAAGACCUUUGAAAGCGAGGCCGCCCACGGAACCGUGACAAGACACUUCAGACAGCAUCAACAAGGAAAAGAAACUUCGACCAAUUCAAUCGCGUCUAUAUUCGCAUGGACCAGGGGUCUUUCCAAACGUGGUGAGUUGGAUUCUACUCCAGACGUUGUGAAGUUCUCCCAAAUGCUUGAAUCCGCCACGAUUGGGACCGUCCAAGAGGAUGGAAUUAUGACUAAAGAUCUUGCACUUGCUUGCGGGAAACAGGACCGCUCUGCCUACGUUACUACGAACGAAUUCUUGGAAGCAGUUGAAAGACGGCUUAAGCAGCAACUGCAGACAGUUGACUAA
Messenger RNA from Lachancea mirantina, 1260 nucleotides. The record is from the annotation of a GenBank genome assembly. NCBI's taxonomy places the organism in Eukaryota, Fungi, Ascomycota, Saccharomycetes, Saccharomycetales, Saccharomycetaceae.